CUUUCAUGCGCUGCAGGUCCUAAGAUAUGAGGGGGUCUUGACGUGGCACCUGUUCACAGCAGCUGGAGAUGAUGUGUACACUCACAGCUUGGUUGGCUCUGCACUUCUGUGUUUGACAAGGGAGGGCCUGUAGAUCAAGACUCCUGCAAUAUUGUACACAGCAUUAUUGAUAAUGUCUAACUGGCUGAAUGACAGUGAAGUGCUGAUAGGCCAAGGGAGUGGAGAGGCACCCCCAUGGAGCCCAAGACAACGGGGCAUCCCAUCUGGCAGUCCCCGGCCGGGACGAGGACGAGGCCUGCUGGCUUCACCCAGCACCAGGGAGUCAACCGUGGGAACUCUGCAGCCAGAAACCACGGGCAAGGCCAAAGAACUAUUUUUGCUCUGUGAUAAAGAGGGGAAAGGAUUUAUCACAAAGAGGGAUAUGCAGAGAUUACAAGAAGAGUUAUCCAUGUCCCCUGAACAACUGGAAGAAGUGUUUGAGAGUCUCGACCGAGAGAAUGUUGGAUUCCUCACUGCUGCAGAGUUCAAGAUGGGCCUUGGGGGGUUGAUGGGGCUAGAAGAGACCCCGGAUCAGAGUCAAGAUGAGGCAGAAGAGGACAAGGGUGAGGUAGACUGGACCCAGGACCCCAGCGCAAUCAGAUUUUUAAACACACUGGUGGAGUUAGGUGCUGACAAGCUAUUUAAAGAUCAGUGGGAGCUGUGUUCCUUGUGGUGUGAGCUCCAGAGAGAGAGACCAGAGCUAAUAAGCGUCCUGGAGGACAUCCUGUACCACUCCGCAUCCCAUCUCCAGGACACUCUCAGAGAGAGAGAGAGUUUGGAGCAGGCUUUACGCAGACGGGAGAAUGAACAUGAUCAGGCUGUUAGAUCCUUGUAUGAAGAAAUGGAAAGUCAAGUCAGAGAGGAGAAAGAGAAGCAGCUGGCUCAGGACAAUAUUAGACAGUGGGACAAAGGGCAGCAACUGCGGGAGGAGCUGAAGAUGCGGGAGCAGGAGCUGGAGAGUGCACUGGACAAGCACAGAGAGCUGAAGAGCCAGAUCCAGCUGCUGACCUGUGAGCUGAUAGACACCAAGGAUCGAAACCAACAGCAGCAGAGCCUCAACUUCCAUUUGCAGGAGCAGCUGGAGACCAGCAGAGAGCAGCUGCAGACGGCCCUGGCCCAGCUUAACCACAUCCAUCUCAACACUGCACAGGAACAAGCGGCCCAACAGAGAAGUGUGCUGAAGGUGUCGAGGAACAUGCAGAAAGAAAAAGAUAGUCUCUUAAGACAACUGGAACUAUUGAGGGAUAUGAACAAAAGGAUGCGCGAUGAGAAAGAUGCCCACCAGUCUCAGAAGAGGAGUCGGCACGUCAGAAAGACUUUGCAGAAGAAAGGUUCAAUCAUAGGAAACUACCUGCUCCAAGACAUGCCAGUGAGAAGUCAGCUGAGUCCCUCUAGUCAGUGGGCGGAGAACACAGGAGAGAUGUCAAAGUCAUUCGAAAGACACCCACCACCACAUGGCGUCGGGUGUGAAAACACCCGGGCCUCAGCUCAGAGCGGAGUUGCGGGUCCUCAGCGGCUAUUCAAGGUGGUGCUCAUUGGUAACUCAGGAGUGGGUAAAAGCUGCUUCAUCCAGCGCUGCUGCACAGGCCACUUCUGCAGCACGCUAAGUGCAACAGUUGGUAUUGAUUACCAGAUGAAGACUGUAGCCUUGGGAUCCACCACCGUAGUCCUCCAGCUCUGGGACACUGCAGGACAGGAGAGGUUUCGUAGUAUUACCCAGCAGUACUAUCGUAAGGCUGACGGCAUCAUCGUCAUGUACGACAUAACACAAUCCCCUUCCUUCACCGCUGUGAGGGGGUGGAUGGACCUUGUGCAGGUGGGUGGGUGGAUGGAGAUGUCAUGGACGGUUUGA
Lampris incognitus (smalleye Pacific opah) is the source of this 1891-nucleotide messenger RNA. RefSeq names its product calcium release activated channel regulator 2B (gene cracr2b). The transcript is spliced from 16 exons. Lineage: Eukaryota; Metazoa; Chordata; Actinopteri; Lampriformes; Lampridae. Gene Ontology annotation, molecular function: calcium ion binding; GTP binding; GTPase activity. The record is from RefSeq and is a predicted model, not a curated record. The coding region runs from base 173 to 1891 and encodes 572 amino acids.